Molecule: messenger RNA, 3514 nt
Organism: Micropterus dolomieu (smallmouth bass)
Lineage: Eukaryota; Metazoa; Chordata; Actinopteri; Centrarchiformes; Centrarchidae
Gene: pdgfba
Product: G-box-binding factor
Exons: 7
Coding region: 779-2500 (573 amino acids)
Biological process (GO): positive regulation of ERK1 and ERK2 cascade; positive regulation of cell population proliferation; positive regulation of cell migration
Cellular component (GO): membrane
Molecular function (GO): growth factor activity; platelet-derived growth factor receptor binding
Source: RefSeq, a predicted model, not a curated record
CCUGAUCCAGCUGAGGAACACCGGGAGAGGGAACAGAGGCAGGGAGAGAGAUAUAUGCACGAAGAAGCUAUCCAUAAUUGAGACGCUUAGAUAAGACAGAUAUGCUGUUUGCAGAGGAGUGAAUCGCGCUGGCAUGAGAAUAAUAUGACUUUUGCAGCGGAGCGUCCAGAGAUUUACGCACGAACGCUCCAUUCCAAUGUGAACCAACUUUUACGCACGGACCGUUGGAGAUGAGUGGUUUCACUCAUGCUGCAUUAUUGUAACAUUUAACUGCGAUUUUGGAACGAAAACUCGUAAUCUGAUCAUUUUUGACUGGUGUUUCGAUCGGAAAGUGGAGCAGUUUGGCAUAUGUUGACGAAUUAUUUUUUAAAAGCACACAUUUGGAGCUAUUCUUGCAGUCUUAUCGGUGUCUUCUUGGGACUCUCUCUGACACUGCAGACUGAUAUAAUAGGUAUUGUGUGGUUGUAGCCUUCGUGUAUCUUAACACCCAGCAGUGCGUACCUGCCCCACAGUACCCUUGACGUCUCCCCUUGUGAGUUUUCAAAACAGCGGUAUGGACAGAGUCAGACGUCUAGCCUGCGUGUGAGUCACCGUGAGCAAACAUUUGGACAAGCGCUGCUUAUAAGCAGUUACACAUUUGGAGAUAUUUAAUAGUGCGUGCCUUGCACAAGCGGCCAGCACAAGACACCGGGACGAGGCUCGGUGCAACCGUUGGAUUGGACGCCGAGGUGCUAAAUGCCCAGCCGGUCGCUUGCGGCUCCUCAGGCUGGGCGGCAACAUGAGGUCCUGGGUCCUGCUGCUGCUGCUGGCUGCGCUUUCAGCGGCCCGUCUGCGGCUCGGCAGCGCUGAGGGUGAUCCACUCCCUCCAUCGCUGGUCAACCUGGUGAGGGACUCUUCCAUCUCCUCUGUGGACGACUUGAAGCUGCUACUGCAGCAGGAAACCAAUGCCAUAGAAGACGAAGAAGACGAGCAUGAUAUUGUAAACAACACCCAUGGCCGAUACACUAGAAGUCUUGUAGAGGCACAGCCGGCCCAGCAGGCAGCGUGUAAAGUUCGGACGGAGGUGAUGGAGGUGACGAGGUCCAUGUUGGACCGCCGCAACGCAAACUUCUUGUUAUGGCCACCAUGUGUAGAGGUGCAGCGAUGUUCGGGCUGCUGCAACACCAGGCUGCUGCAAUGUGUCCCCACUGUUACCUCCAGCAGAUACCUGCAGGUUAUAAAGAUCCAGUACAUAAACAGGAAAGCCCACUAUGACAAAGCCAUCAUCUCAGUAGAAGACCACGUCAGCUGCCGGUGCCAACCUACAACAUCUCCCUCCUCAUCCUCCUCGUCUGUUCCCAUCCCUCGCUCCUCCAUUCAGAGUAACCCCAAUCCCAACCCACCUCCACCGCAGCAGCCUCCCCCAUCCUCCCACCUUCCCAUGGCCCUCCCACGGCCAGCCCACCCCGCUCCACCAAAGACUCACGCUUCCAAGGCUGACCUGCAUCGCCAUGAUGACCUGAAGCACAACCAGCAGCACCACCACCCUGAAGAGCGUGAGCCGGUGACGAGACAGUGGCAGCAGGGCAGUUAUACCCAGCUGGUGCACUGGACGCAGCCCAGGGUUCAGCAAGGGCCAACACAUGUGCAACCAGGGGUGCACCAGCCGAUUGUUGGGGCACUUGGUCCGGUCAGCAGCUGGCCAUCUGAAGCGAGGGCAGAGCAUAGUAUCAUGGGAAGUACACAGCCAGUUGGGCACGGGAGUGGGUAUGACGGGAGCAGGGAGGAAAGCGGCAUGCAUGUUACUAACAGUGGUGGGGAAGCACAUCAUCCAGAUCACAUGCAGAGGCAGCAGCAGUUGUUACAGCAUCAGCAAAGACAGCAGCUUCAGCAGCAAUAUCAGUAUCGUCAUCAGCCACAUUAUCCACAGCAGUACAACCAUGGAGGAGCGGAGGACCAAGAGCUGAGGACACAGCAUCGACUCAACGCUCCCCAGUCAGACAGCGCCUCUCUACCUUGCAGCCCAACCGAGCCACCCAAAUUAAAACAAAACUCCACCCCUCCUGUGACCACCAAUCAGAAAGACUCAGUGACCAGCCAAAAAAAUACAGAGGUCACAUAUCACAAACAGACUGAGGCUGAAACAGCUAGUCAAAAAGAAAGGAACGUGAUGGAGGAAAGUAGGUCGGCCAAUAGUGGGGACACAGCCGGGGCAGAGUUGUCCAAUCAGAGGACUGAAAAAGACUCAAAACUGACCACUGGGGGUGGUCAUUUAACAGAGGAGGAGAGGAGACGUAAAACUCUGGAGACGGUACAGAGGGAACUGGAUCGAGAGACUCAUCUUCAUCCACAUCAUCCUCAGCAAAGACCAUUACCGACCACAUAUAAAACAGCCCUCUCUACUGUGGCUCCCAUCUUGCCCUCAGCCCGUAAGGCCCCGUUUCGGCCAGCCUCGCCUCGCCGCAGGAGGAAACACCGCAAACGCAUCAGCAAAGCAGCAAUCAGAGCCAUGAUCAUGUAGAGCUGCAGGAAAUAAUAAAGCUAACCAAAAGCUUUAGGUCAGAGAUGUUGCACCAAAGGAAUAUGGAGAGACAAGGAACAUGGGAUUCUUGAAUGUGGGAUGAUCAACUGUGUGGACAGAGGCGAUGGUUCACACUCCGGAGCUGCCGCAGAGCGUCCAGCGUCAUGGAUAUAAUAAAAGUGCAAUCUUAUGAACUCCUUGGAAUGGAGUACAUUUGUCACACUAAACACUGGAUUUCAUUUGUAUGAACCAUACAUCCCAUCAAUGUGGAUCGAUGGAAGCUUAUCAGACACCCAAAGCCAGACUGGUGGUCUCUUCUUGCAGUCGGCAGCCAUUGAUUGGCUGCUGAGAAACACUUUUGACUUCUAGCUCAACUACUGAUUGGUCCACAAAUGAAGGACUUGACUAUGACUUGGACUGAAAAGUCAUUAAUGGGGGCUAAAUGUGGAGCUCAAGAACUGGAGAUGUGGAGAACUGGAUUUCUACACUGGGACAAUAACUGGAAACUGGAGAGUGCAGCUCAGGCCUCAAUGCCAAACAUUACUGUUAUCCUACAAUGUCUGAAUCUAACUUUAUCUAACACUGGAUUAGCCGUACACUGAUCAUACUACAUUGAAUAGAGAAGUGCUCUACCGUGUACUGUAGCUUAAUAUACUGGAGAAUAUCAGUAACAUGCUCAUUUUGUACUAGCCUACUGCCAGAUCAAAAUGGAAUAACAACCAAAUGCCUGCCUAGAUAACAUGCUAUGAAUAUCCACAUUAAAACAAGUCUUAAAGACCUGGCUUUUAGAGAUCGCUGUGAGCCAGUUAUAGCCAACACUGUAUGUAUAAAUGCUUUUAGAAAAUGAUUUCGGGGGGGGGGGGGCUUUAUUUCUUAACUUAUUUAAAAAAGGAGGAUAUGAAGUCCUCCAGUCCAAGUGUAAUUAUUGUUGCAGACAUGUUUCAGAUUAUAAUUAUUGGUUGUACAACUCUUACUGUUAUGAAUGUUAUUUUUAAUAAAAAAUACAAAUAUUCA